This is a messenger RNA of Pestalotiopsis fici W106-1, 663 nucleotides long. RefSeq lists its product as uncharacterized. Bases 1 to 663 code for a protein of 220 amino acids. The record is from RefSeq and is a predicted model, not a curated record. The transcript has a single exon. Lineage: Eukaryota; Fungi; Ascomycota; Sordariomycetes; Amphisphaeriales; Sporocadaceae.
AUGGCAAUGCUAGAGAGCAUCCUCAGCGGCUUGCAGCGCAUAACGGACGACGGCGAAUUGGCGCCUGACUUGCCUGACGCGACCCCGGAUUACCUCAAUUGGGGAUUUACCAUCUACCGCACGGAAUACGGCGGAUCGUCCGAUGAAAGCUGGCUUGCGCUUCUGGACAAUAUCCAGGCCCAGAUUGCAGAGGAGCUACAAGCCCACCAGGACGACGAAGAGAAUGACGAGCAAAGACAGAUGGCAGAGACUCUACAAGCGUUGUUUCGAUUGGACACCCAUUCGGAUAUCACCCUGCUUCAGGACAAGCCAAUGGACGAUCUCCGCGAGUUGUUUUUGCGUUCUGUAGAGGAUGAUCAUGGCGCUUUCAGGCCACACCAGUGUGGAUAUUUCCUCCUGGCCGACUCUGAAGUCUUGCAGGACGCAGGCCGAGCAGUGAACCCGGAAUUCUGGGUCAAGUGUGUGCAAGGCGAUUAUGUGGCAGCAAACUAUACGCCUAAAAACAACCGUAUGGGGGGACAGAGGUAUUUCGGCUGGAUGAAAAUGACCACCAGAAGCAUGUUGGAGCUGUGGGACCAACUGAAUGUUCGUGAUCUGGCAAGUUUGGCGCCCAAGACGAUUGGCGGACUGCAUGUCACCACGUGGAAUGGGGAGCUUAGUUGA